AUGAGUUCUGACGACGGCGAGAACUUUGAAUUUGGCGAUUCCGGCUCCGAAUCUGAGGGCUACGCGCCGGCCAAGAAGACAACCAAGAAGGCUGCAGCAUCCAAACCCAAACCUGCUGCAAAACCUGCUACCAAGGCACUAGCGAAGCCCAAGGCAGGUGCUGGUGGCGCGAAGGGCAAGGCGGCCGCGAAAAAGAAGGUGUUGGUCGACAGCAACGAUGCGGAGGACAGCGACGACGCGUCCGAUGGUCCAGUCGCGGGGCCAAGUAAGGAUAACGACGUGCCAAAUCCUCAGAGGAAGCAGAAAACCGCCUCAGAGAAAUAUUCCAAGCUGAGCCAUAUCGACCACAUUCUCGUGCGACCCGAUACCUACAUUGGCAGCGUCGAGAAGAUUACCCAGACGAUGUGGGUCCAUGACUCGGACACAAACAAGAUGUCGUCGCGAGAAAUCACAUAUGUCCCCGGUUUUUUCAAGAUUGUUGACGAAAUUCUCGUGAACGCGGCCGACCACAAGAUUACCGACCCGUCCAUGGACACACUGAAAGUUGAGGUCGAUACCGACGAAGGCACUAUUUCCGUCUACAACAACGGUGGAGGUAUUCCCAUCGAAAUCCAUGCAACGGAGAACGUCUAUAUUCCCGAGCUCAUCUUCGGAAACUUGCUCGCUGGUUCCAAUUUCGAUGACGACGAAAAGAAAUUGACUGGUGGUCGCAACGGAUUCGGUGCCAAACUCGCCAAUAUCUACUCACAUGAGUUUACUGUCGAAACCGCCGACUCGAAGAAUGGUCAAAAAUACAAACAAGUGUGGACGGACAACAUGGGCAAAUGUGGCAAGCCCAAGAUCACGAAGAAUUCGACAGGCGAGGAUUGGACGAAAAUCUCAUUUCGUCCUGACUUGAAGCGCUUUGGAAUGGAUUCGAUCGACGAAGACACUGCAGCUUUGCUUCGGAAACGAGUCUACGAUAUGGCGGGCACCGUUAAAGAUACAAAGGUCUGGUACAACGGCAAACGCAUCACCAAUAUCAAGAACUUCAAGCAAUACGUUGAACUCUACCUAACUUCUGCGGCGGAGAACAAGGAAGACCCCAACCCCGCACAAGCCAAGUCGGCUUUGAUCUACGAACGCAUCAGCAAUCGCUGGGAAAUUGGAUUCGCUGUAUCCGAAGGGUCCUUCCAGCACGUAUCGUUUGCCAACUCGAUCGCCACGACGAAAGGCGGCACCCAUGUCAACCUUAUCGCGGACCAAAUAUCCAAGAGCGUAUUGGCGGCCAUUGGGAAGAAGAACAAGGGUGCGACAGUCAAGGCAGCGCAAAUCAAGAAUCAUAUGUGGCUUUUCGUUAACUCGCUCAUCGAAAACCCGACGUUCGACAGUCAAACGAAGGAGCAGUUGACGCUUCCCGCAAGUAAAUUUGGCACAAAACCCGUGCUCUCAGACGAGUUCACGAAGAAAGUCGUCAAGUCGCCGAUUAUCGAAAACAUUCUCAACUGGGCUCAAUUCAAGGCCGACCAGCAAGCGAAGAAAACAGAUGGUACGAAACGUGGGCGACUCACCGGUCUGCCCAAGCUCUCAGACGCUAACAACGCCGGCACCAAACAUGCGAAGAACUGCACAUUGAUUCUUACGGAAGGAGACUCAGCCAAGACAUUCGCUGUCGCAGGCUUGAGCGUCGUGGGCCGUGACAAUUUCGGUGUUUUCCCCCUUCGCGGCAAGAUGCUGAAUGUUCGGGACGCAAAACAUGAACAGAUUCAGAAGAACGAGGAGAUACAGAAUAUCAAGAAGAUCAUGGGGCUACAGCAUGGCAAAGUUUACACCAACACGGAUAGUCUUCGCUAUGGACGAUUGAUGAUAAUGACUGAUCAGGAUCACGACGGAUCCCAUAUCAAAGGGCUCCUCAUCAACUUCUUCGACAAGUUUUACCCGUCUCUCCUUAAGCUGGAUGAUUUUUUGGUGGAGUUCGUCACUCCUAUUGUACGCGCACGCAAGGGCAAUCAAAAGAAAGAUUUCUUCACUCUGCCUGAGUACGAGCGAUGGCGCGAAGAAACACCAGGUGCCGACAAAUGGGUCCCCAAAUAUUACAAAGGUCUCGGAACGAGUAAUGACGCCGAUGCCCGCGAAGAGGGGGACAGAGAACUUAUCGAUCUCGCCUUUAACAAGAAGAAGACAGAGGAACGUAAAGAUUGGUUGAGGCAAUUCAAGCCCGGCACAUUCUUGGAUCACAACUUGGAAGAAAUUCCUUACGCCGAAUUCAUUAACAAAGAACUCAUUCUUUUUUCGAUGGCGGACAACAUCCGCUCUAUUCCGUCGGUCGCCGACGGCUUGAAGCCGGUUCAGCGCAAAGUGAUGUGGGCCUCAUUCAGGCGAUCGUUCAAGAAAGAAAUGCGGGUCGCUCAAUUGGUUGGUUAUGUCAGUAACAUCGCGGCAUACCACCACGGAGAAGCAAGUCUGGGCGCCACGAUUAUCAACCUUGCGCAGCAGUUCGUUGGUAGCAACAACAUCAAUCUACUGCACCCAGAUGGCCAAUUCGGUUCCCGCGACCUGGGAGGCAAAGACGCUGCGGCUAUGCGUUACAUCCACACGCACCCUUCCUCGAUGGCAAGAGUUCUCUUCCACCCUCAAGAUGACGCGCUCUUCCCACAAAUACUGGAUGAUGGGUUAGCUGUCGAGCCCGAAUGGUAUCUGCCCAUUCUUCCAUUGGUUCUCGUCAACGGCGCGGAAGGUAUCGGCACUGGUUGGAGUACCAACAUCCCAAGCUUCAACCCGUCCGACAUCGUGGCCAACAUUCGUCGCUUAAUGGACGGGGAGGAGAUGGUACCGAUGCAUCCCUGGUGGCGCGCUUAUACGGGCGAGAUCAAGCAAACGGCGAAGAACAAAUACGACGUCAAUGGAGUCGUAAGGAAGCUCAGUACGACAUCCGUAGAGAUCACAGAGCUCCCGAUACACAAGUGGACCCAAGCUUACAAGUCGGAUGUUCUUGAAGCAAUGAUGGUUGGCAAGGAGGGCGAGACUGCUACGAUAAAGGAAUACAAAGAACACCAUGCGAACGCAAACGUUCACUUCACCGUCUCGAUGGACGCGAAACAGCUGGAAAAGGCGGAAGAGAAAGGCUUGCUUGAGUUCUUCAAAUUAACUUCCAAAAUCACGACCUCGAACAUGAUGUGCUUUGACUUCGACGGCAAAAUCAAGAAGUACAACUCGCCAGAGGAGAUUUUGGAGGACUUCUAUCCAAUGCGUCUCGCGUACUACCAGAAACGGAAGGAUUAUCUUGCUGGCGAACUGCAACUCGCGUUUGAGAGGCUGACGAAUCAAGCGCGAUUCGUCAAGAUGAUUGUGGAUCGGCAACUUACCGUGUCCAAUCGCAAGAAGGCGGACAUCGUGGCGGAUCUGCGCAAACACAAUUUCCGAGCGUUCCCCAAGAUAAAAAAGGCGAAAGAUGCAGGCGAAGACGAGCCGGUGGUCGAGGAGCCUGAGUCUGACGAGGAGGAGGAGGACGCCGUCGGCAACGGAAAGACGAACCCUACCGACUUCGACUAUCUGCUUCAGAUGGCGAUUUCGAGUCUGACCAAGGAGAAGAUGGAGAAACUACUUCAAAGCGCCUCGGACAAGGAGAACGAACUACUCGACCUGCUCAAGAUUUCGCCCAAAGAGAUGUGGAAUGUGGACUUGGAUCGGUUCUUGGUGGAAUGGGAAACCUUCCAAAACGACAUCAUCGACCAGCAAAGCAAGGAUUCGAGAGGGAAGACUGUCAAAAAGAAACAAGCAGUUCUACGAACGCGCAAGUCCAUUGGGAAACGGGCUGGUGGAUCGGACUCGGAGGAUGAUUUCAAACCCGUCAAGGCGCCAAAGCGAAAAGCUCCUGAGCCUAAACGACCAGCAGCGAAAGUCAAAGACGAGUCUGAUGACGAGGAAGCCACUUCCGCACCAAAGAAACGAGCGCCCGCGAAGAAGGCCCCCAUAGACGUUGAUGAACCGCCGAAGAAAGCAGCCAAGAGGAAGGCAAUCAGCGACUCGGAUAGCGAGGCAGAGGAGGUCAUCAAGAAACCUCCAGCGCGAAAAGCGGCAGCGAAGCCGAUAGCGAUCGAUUCAGACGACGAUAAUGAGGGAGAAGAGGUGUCGAAGGGCAAAGGCAAGGCGAAGGCCGCGCCAGCAAAGAAGACCACGGCCAUGUCGAUUGAUUCAGACGACGAACCUCCCAAAGCGAAGCCUCCAGCUAAGAAGGCCAAACCAAUCACGAUCGACUCUGAUGACGAUGAUGUGCCGAAGGCUAAGGGCAAAGGAAAGGCAGCUCCCAAACGCAAGAGUCUCGACAGCGUUGUAGACAGCGAGGAUGAGCCGCCAAAGAAGAAAAAGGCAUCGGCCUCACAAGCUGCUGUGACCGAUUUCUUUGCCAAAGCUGGUCCAUCUGGUGCUUCCAGCAAACCUGAACCACGCAAGAUCUCCAAGAGCAUGAAACCCGCAUCUCCUCCCAAACCGAAGAAGGCACCACCGAAAAGGCUUAUUGAUUCGGAGGACGAGGACGAUGAUAUGUACGACUCUGUUCCUCCUGCUGCUGCUCCCGCGCCUUCGAGACGACCGGCCCGCGCUGCGCCGAAGAAAUAUGUCGAGAUUGGGUCUGACGAUGAAGGCGAAACGGGGGACAACUCACUGUUUGUUGACGAUGACUAA
Messenger RNA from Mycena indigotica, 4662 nucleotides. Its product is annotated as DNA topoisomerase 2. Gene Ontology annotation, cellular component: nucleus. Lineage: Eukaryota; Fungi; Basidiomycota; Agaricomycetes; Agaricales; Mycenaceae. Gene Ontology annotation, molecular function: DNA binding; DNA topoisomerase type II (double strand cut, ATP-hydrolyzing) activity; ATP binding. The transcript is spliced from 14 exons. Bases 1 to 4662 code for a protein of 1553 amino acids. Gene Ontology annotation, biological process: sister chromatid segregation; resolution of meiotic recombination intermediates; DNA topological change. The record is from RefSeq and is a predicted model, not a curated record.